This is a messenger RNA of Paramecium tetraurelia, 1299 nucleotides long. RefSeq lists its product as uncharacterized. Gene Ontology annotation, cellular component: membrane. NCBI's taxonomy places the organism in Eukaryota, Ciliophora, Oligohymenophorea, Peniculida, Parameciidae. Gene Ontology annotation, molecular function: acetyl-CoA transmembrane transporter activity. The transcript has 2 exons. The record is from RefSeq and is a predicted model, not a curated record.
AUGUAAAUAGGAUAAGUAAUAUUAACAACUCUCUAUUUUAUAUAAGGAUUAAUUGUAGGUUUGCCUGGAGGAGCAAUCUAAGUGUUAUUUGCGCAUGAGAAGGACAUUGGGAUAUUCACAUUAUGUACAAUACCUUGGGCAUUCAAAUUUGUAUGGUCACCAAUCUAAGAUUAUUAUUUUAUUGAAAAAUUCGGCAAGCGAAAAACUUAUAUAGUUCCAUUUCUUUCACUUAUGGGAGUUCUCUUGAUAUUGGUUGCAAAUGCUGAACAUACUCUGCUCAAUCUAUUUUAUUAUUACAUUGCAUUGAUGGUUUGUUUAUCCACAAGUGACACUGCAAUAGAUGGAUGGUCAGUUACAUUAUUAUCCAACGUAGCUCAAUAAAGUGUAUGCUAAACGUUUGGAUAAUAGGUUGGUUGGUUCAUCUCUUAAUCUAUUUUCAUAUUGCUGAAUCAAAAAAACAUAAUCAAUUUCGGUCAAUAUUAAUAAACUCUAGGAAUAAUAUGUAUAGUCAUGUCGAUUAUUGUUAUUUUCGUUAAGGAAACGAAUCCCGAUGAAGUCAUACAUUACCAAAGUUUAAUUCAUCAGAUUAAAUAGGUGAAGGGACUUUAUUACAACAAAAACUUAAGAUUUUUGUGUCUAUUCAUCUUCCUCUAGAGAAAUGGAAUAGCCUUCAUGGAUGUAGCAGCUCCGAUAGUAAUGAUAAGAGCAGGAAUGGAAAAGGCAUUCAUAAGUCAGGCUUAAAUUCUCAUAUUCUGUUGCACUUUUUGGAUUCCUUUGGUGAUCGGUUACUUCAUCUCAGGCAAAAAGAAAGAAAAUGCCUUGGUUAUAAGUGCUUUGACUUAUCAAACUAUCAAUAUGACAUUCUUUUUAUUAGAUUAUUAUGAAUAUCGAAAACACCCAUUAACUGAAGGCACAAUAAAUUAAUUUUAAUACUUAUUUUGUUUCCAAUUGUUAGUACAUGAAAUUUUUAAGAAAAUCUUUACUGUGUGUGCUUUUUCAUUUGUUGCCGAAAUUGUUGAACCUUAACUAGCAGGAAUGCAAAUAUCUAUUAUUAGUUCAUUACAUAAUGUCAGUAGAGUGAUCUUGGAUCCUUUGAUUUUGCAAUCGACUGCAUAUUUUAAUAUAUAUGCCUUGGUUUUAAUAUGUGUGCUUUAUUAGAUAAUUGUGUUGAGAAAAUAUGGAGAUGAAUUCAAAAUCAAAUAGUUUAUAGCCAAAGAAAAUUGGACACUUCAUACGCAAGACACACUUGAUGGUUAUCAAGAAUUAUAGGAAAUUAAAGGAUUAAAUAAUCAACCAUGA